AUGAAUUCGAGAAGAAAACUGGUUCUUUUGAUUCUAACUUACUUGAUCCUUCUGACAUGUCACGUGAACUAUUUCUACAUGAAGACUCACUCGUUUGACUCCCUCAUGAAGUAUCUAAACUGGGGAGCAGGAAAAAACUCAAAGAAUUCUGAUGAUGUGUAUGCUGAAAAUGGAUGGAUAAAGGACAGUGGGGUGAAAAAGUGGGGAUUCUUCCCUGAAAACGAAACUUCAGUAGACGUUGAGGCUGUGCUGGCCCAGCGACUAUUCACCCUGCAAGAACACUGCGACAAAAACUACUCACCAAAUAAAAACGGGUUUGUGCCCAGAAACGAACUUUUAGAGCAGUACAAGAAGAAGCACGGAGAUGCAAUAAGUGUACUGUCGCCAUACAAUUUGUACGAAUGUAGGAUUGCAAAAACUGGCACAACUAUGCGAUCAGUUGUUUUGUGGAAGGCGUUUCACGGGGGACAAAAUAUUCACACUCAUCAUUACCAGCACCCUUCCGAAGAUCUAAAAGUGCCCAAACUAGACUGGUUUGACGCCGAAAAAAUAUCAUUUAUGACUAGACACUAUUUGGGUGUUAUUUUUGUACGGGAGCCACUAAUGAAAAUUGUAUCAUCUUACUUUAGCAAAUUUUGCAAUCCAAAAUGGAACAGAGUAUACGCUAAAAAGUUUGGAUUUGACGCAAAAUACAAACCAACGCUAGGAGAAGUUCUGAGAAAACUGGCCAGCGGUGAAAAUCUACCUCUAUAUUCGACCCACGACGACCAUUUUAUGAGUUAUUUUGACAAAUGUGACCCAUGUUUAUUGGAGUACGAUUUCAUUGGUCGCUUUGAAACUUUGCAGAGGGAUCUGAAAUACCUCAUUUUUAAUAAAACUUCUCUCCACGAAGGGUUGAGCAGGCCUGUUGAAGAUGCGCCGUACUCGGGCAAAUUCGAAGACUGCCGCUAUUCAAUUGACAACCCCGAGGCCUAUCGAGAUGUGUCAAUUGAAGAUGUGAAAACUCUGAUAAAAAACCAUAGACAAGAGUAUGCAGCUUUUGGGUAUGACGCGGAAGCUACAAUUAAAUACUUCAAAGACAAAAUUCUUGAUGUGCAAAUAGAGUUGGGCGACGAUUGA
Symsagittifera roscoffensis is the source of this 1119-nucleotide messenger RNA. RefSeq names its product carbohydrate sulfotransferase 8-like. Gene Ontology annotation, biological process: carbohydrate biosynthetic process. The transcript has 2 exons. Gene Ontology annotation, cellular component: membrane. Gene Ontology annotation, molecular function: sulfotransferase activity. The record is from RefSeq and is a predicted model, not a curated record. Lineage: Eukaryota; Metazoa; Xenacoelomorpha; Acoela; Convolutidae. The coding region runs from base 1 to 1119 and encodes 372 amino acids.